Molecule: messenger RNA, 2178 nt
Organism: Petromyzon marinus (sea lamprey)
Lineage: Eukaryota; Metazoa; Chordata; Hyperoartia; Petromyzontiformes; Petromyzontidae
Source: RefSeq, a predicted model, not a curated record
CAGCACAGCCAGGCUCAACCCUCUCCGGAUCGCUUUUCUACAGCUUCCAGCGCAGCAGAGUGGAAGUACGCGUAAGAGAGAGAGGUAGGAUAAAAGGAGGUGAUUGAGGCAGUAUUAUACAGUUCUUCUUCAAGAUCAUCGCGGUCCCGGGAGCAGCAGAGUCAGCCGUCCGAGACGUCCGUGGGACGUACUCCAGCACCGCCAGGCUCGCCCCUCUACAGAGACAACUCGCCGCCUCCUCCCCCUACAGCGUUCAGCGCAGCAGGGUGGAAGUAAGUGCGAGGGAGAGAGACGUAAGUUUAAGUGUUUUAAAUCCAGGGUAGAGAGCGGGACGAUCGGUAGGAGAAAUUGAAUCUAAGACCUCCGAGGGAUAGACUAGCGUCCACUGACCCACACCAUCACACGUAGAUUAAACGAGUUACUCGCGGCAAAUAAAAUCACUAGCAGGGGGAUAAAACUGCGUCGUGCGGUCUUUGAAAGUGUGGAGCGUGCUUGGUGUCCACGCAUCUGUACGAUUGUUUACAGUAGUGUUUAGCACUCGCAUACCUGCGCAAUCACAAUAGUGCUUAGCACUCGCGCACCGGUGUGACUGUGUUGCGAUCGCUCGCCUGCACGAGUGUCUAUAGCGCGGUAGCGAGCGACGCGCCAGGCGUGCGCGUAUUCGCGCGGUGGUUUAAACGGCCCCUUUAAAUCAGAACGCAGGGAUCCCCUUUGACCAGUGUCGCGUGCUGCAAGCGUAAAGCGUACCACCCCGCUAAUAGAAAUAUGCCGACGUGGUCAGCAACAAAGUCAGGGGUACAGGGAAGCGAGGAAGUGGAGGCCGGUAGCCCGGACCCCACAGAACAGCCGGGGGGUAGCGGUACGAGGGUCACGGGGGAAUCGGGGGACAACGGCCCCGACAAUUCUGUGAUGGCGGGGGACGGUAGCCCCCACAGUUUGGCGUCAGAAGCGGUACGAACCCUCGCGUUACCCCACUCGAAAAUAAGGCAUAUAUUCACCGGCCGGGGUACCCCUUCGUGGAAAGCGUUUGCCCGCAACGUCCUAGGGUCUAAUGAAAUUAAUGGGUGGACAGACGCGCAGGCGUUACGUCAACUUAAUAUGAAUCUGGAUGGGCGGGCAGCCGAUUUUGUGGAAGCCCUACCCGCAAGCGCGCAGACACAGCUAGAGGAGCUGAUGCGCCGACUUAAUCUGCGUUUCGGUAUGCGCGAUGAGGAGGCAAAAGCGGCCUUAGAGGCAUGUCGGCGCCAACCCGGCGAGGAACUGCGCGAUUAUGCCGAGGAUGUGCGCGAGCUAACAAAGAUCGCACGCCCGGGGUACACGACAGAGGUGAUUGAGGAGCUGGCCGCAGAGAAAAUCCAGCGAUACUUGACUCGCAUGGUGUGGUGGCAGCCAGACAUGAACUGUAUGCGCCUUCCCUUUAACGCCCUUGUCGAGCGCGCGCGUAAGUGUGAAAGAAUUUCUAGCGAACGCGCGCAGCUCCGAGGACUGGGACGGGAGCGCACCAUCGCAAGUCUGUCCACCGAGGAGGAAGAGGAAGAACAGGAACUCGCCAGGGCAGUACGGGGGCGAGAGAGGGAGCCUCCGGCAUCCCGCGACACAACCCCGGGAUGGGUGGCUGGGAUACAGACGGGCAUAAAGGGUGUAGCCGGCCAGGUGACCCAAGUAGGUGACAGGGUAACCCAAGUAGACAACAAGGUAACCCAAGUACGGACACAUAUGACUGCGCUACAGACUACGGUAGAGACAGUUCAGACCGAGAUAGGGGGGCUGGCCAGGAGGGUAGCCCGACUGGAGGCAGAAUCUGGGCAGCGGCGUACCGGAAGGGAAAGAGGGAGCGGACGGGGGGACUUCUACGGGGCCGCCGCCCUCCCCCGGACGUGUUACCUGUGUGACCGUCAAGGGCAUCUCGUUAGGGACUGUCCCCAGAUCGCCCGCACUAGAAACGCGCCAGGGUUAAACGCCAACGCCCCCUAGAGAGUGGACCACCUAGGGGUGCAAUCAACGAGAUCCCGAAACAAAACGAUAAUAAUAAUGGUGAGCGAGUGACCCCCACACAGGUUCCAACCACAACACCCAAGGAUGGGGUGAGGACAGGCGACUGGUUGCGGGAGCUGGUGGCAGGAAUCACGGGGGCCACGUCGCUGGUGGAAGGACAGGUGAACGGGCAGCGCACCCGGA